This is a messenger RNA of Aspergillus alliaceus, 1388 nucleotides long. RefSeq names its product putative extracellular exo-polygalacturonase (gene pgxC). The record is from RefSeq and is a predicted model, not a curated record. Gene Ontology annotation, molecular function: polygalacturonase activity. Gene Ontology annotation, biological process: carbohydrate metabolic process. Lineage: Eukaryota; Fungi; Ascomycota; Eurotiomycetes; Eurotiales; Aspergillaceae. The transcript has a single exon. The coding region runs from base 131 to 967 and encodes 278 amino acids.
UUUUGAAGGGCCCCGUGUGGAUUGGAUCGGGCCUGAGGACGUGAAUAAUGGUUGGAUCAACUCAUACGGUCAGGCUUGGUGGGAUGCAAACCCUCCCAACGGCACGGGAAUUGCUGGUCGGCCGCAUCUCAUGAGUUACAAGACAAGCCAGGCGUCGAUCAAAUAUUUCAGGUCCCGGAAGCCAAUUGCUUGGAACAUGAAGCUUCAUGGGGAGGAUAUUACUGUCAGCCAUGCUAUUGUUGACGCUUCGUCCACUGGUAGCUUCCCUUUCAAUACUGAUGCUUUUGAUGUUAAGGGUACCGAUAUCCGAAUCUCGGACAGCAUUAUGUAUAACGGUGACGAUGCAAUCGCGGUUGGAUCCGAAUCUCAUAACAUCGUGUUUGAGAGGAAUACGAUCGGCUACCAAUCCCAUGGUAUGAGCAUCGGAUCACUAGGAAAGGACCCCUCAGACUUUGCCAACAUUACCAAUCUGAGAUUCGAGGACGUGACCGUUAUCGACGCUCUAUACGCUGCUCGCUUCAAGUCCUGGACCGGCGGUCAGGGGCUUGUCAAGAAUGUGACCUGGAAAAACAUCCGAGUGUAUAAUGUAACGUUCCCAAUCUUUGUGACCCAGAGUUACUAUGACCAAAGUGUUUCGCGGGAUGGAGUUGAUGCUGAGUCGUCAGUGAUGAUGGAAGACUUUACUUGGGCCGACUUUUCCGGCUCAAUCAAUUCAUAUCAACCUGGAGAUGGAUCUUGCGCCACCAACCCUUGCUGGUAUAACGCAGGGCUUCCGAACCUGAAACACACGGAAGCAAUUAUAAUUGGGUGCAACACGGAGAAGUCCUGCAAAAAUUUUGUUACAAAAAACAUCCAGCUCUAUCCACAAGUUCUGGAGCCGGCGAGCGUCAUCUGCAUGAAUGCUACAGCAGCGCUGAACCCAAGCCUCGGGUUCGGCUGUAGCAAUGGAACAUUCACUUCAUCAUAGCCUCGCCGAGGUCGAAACCGCCGAGAAACCUCUGGUACAUAGUUUACCAGAUCUAGCAAUCAUCCGUUAAGGGGCUGCGCAAUGUGAGAGUGACUUUGGCCAGUUGUACUUUCCCAUUUGGCUGAAUGCAACCCUGGCUUCCUUAAAUGGCUUGCACCGAGCCAGGCACAGAUAAUGUUCUCUCGAUUCUCUUUCUCUUUCUCUUCUCUUUCUCUUCACAAUCUCUUUCGUCUUAUUGUAGUAUUUACUUCUCUCUAGCGAUCAAGUCCAUCAAACCCAUCAUUCGUUUAACCAUUCCUUCCUUCUAGUCAUAUUACUUACUCCAUGCUACAACCAUUUCCCGGAUACUACAUCAUUAGACCCCAGGGUUCAUUUGUGCCGUUGAUCCCGGUCGACGAGUUACCAUCGUGGCUUCAAGUCG